UGCAGGAAACAUAUUCACUGAGGUAAGAGGAUGCUUUUCAUCAUACAAAAAAAAUGUGGAAGAGGGCAAGCUAUUUCAGGGAGCAGAAGGAAGCUGCAAUACUUUAUUUCAGAAAACGCAAUGUCCUAUGACCAUAUCCUGUGUAACGAGAUGCCACUGCCCAGCCACACUCCAUAACUGAUCCCUAUUGCAAAGGUGAAAACUUUCAAAUCAACAGAACUCAAAUAAAGCCUGUGUUUGGAGAACAUAAAGGAAAGAACGCAAGGAGCCUCAUCUCUGUCGGGUUGGCCAGGAGCACUUAGGGUCAUUGCAGUGCAGUAGGAGUCGGUAAGAUAGAAACACAAUUGCAAAGAAGAGGUACUAUAAAUGAGCAGUCUGUGCCCAGGGAAGUAGAGGGAGGCUGAGCACAGCAGAAUGUAGGGGAAUCUCUAGCAUGUUGUGAGACAGACGUGCAUGGAAUACUGGGUAAGUCUCCCUGUUUGUGAUGGAAAUGUUGUGGCAUUGAUGAUUAGCACUUAGCCACUUAAACCUGUAUGCUUCUAUUAUAUAUACAUAUAUGUUCACAUAUAUGAAUUCCUACAUAUGUUAUCCCUUAAACAUUUGACAUCAACUUUGGAUAGAAAUAAUAGCCAUGCUAUGGAGUUAAGGAACACAAAGGAAUGUUUUCUUGAACCUGGUAAUGUCUUCAGUGAUUCUGAGGUGAGAAACAUUCUUUCUCUCUCCCUCCCUCCCUCUCUAGAUUUCACAAGAAACAAGGACUUAGAACUAAAUGGUGGGGAAUUACACUAGUGCCACCAAAUUUUAUCUUGUUGGUUUUCCUGGCUCUGAAAAGCUACACCACAUCCUUUUUGCUACCUUCUGCUUCUUCUACUUAGUGACGUUAGUGGGGAACUCGGUCAUCAUUGUGAUCGUCUGUGUGGAUAAACGUCUGCACUCCCCCAUGUAUUUCUUUCUUAUUCACCUCUCCAUCCUUGAGAUCCUGGUCACAACCGUUAUUGUACCUGUCAUGCUUUGGGGGCUGCUGCUCCCUGGAAUGCAGGCCAUAUCUCUGGCUGGUUGUGCUGCCCAACUCUUUCUGCAACUUGCUCUGGGGACUACAGAGUUUUCAUUGCUUGGAGCAAUGGCGGUGGAUCGUUAUGUGGCUGUCUGCAACCCUCUGAGGUACAGCGUCAUCAUGAACAGCCGUACCUGCAACUCUGUGGUAAUUGUGUCAUGGAUAUUUGGGUUCCUUUAUCAAAUUUGGCCAGUGUAUGCCACGUUUCACCUUACCUACUGCAAAUCAAAUGUCGUGGACAAUUUCUUCUGUGACCGAGGGCAGUUGCUCAAAUUAGCCUGCAAUAAUACUAUUUUCAUAGAGUUUAUCCUCUUUUUAAUGGCUGUCUUUGUUCUUUUUGGUUCUUUGAUCCCUACAAUUGUCUCCUACACCUAUAUCAUCGCUACAAUCCUCAAGAUCCCCUCAGCCUCUGGCCGGAGGAAAGCCUUCUCCACCUGUGCCUCCCACUUCACUUGUGUUGUCAUUGGCUAUGGCAGCUGCUUGUUCCUCUAUGUGAAACCCAAGCAGACACAGGCAGCCGAUUACAAUAGAGUAGUUUCUUUGAUGAUUUCAAUUGUAACUCCUUUCCUCAACCCUUUCAUCUUCACACUCCGUAAUGACAAAGUCAUAGAAGCCCUUCGGGAUGGCGUCAAUCACUGCUACCAGUUAUUCAAGCGUUAGCCUGGGCCUUAGACAUUUACACGGACAAACAUAUGCGAAUAAUGAAUGCUAGAAUAAUCUGAGAAGAGCAUCUCUGAGCUGCACCACAAAUACUAUCAUCAUCAGAUGUCUGUGUCCAAAGACUUGAAGUUGUGACCGCAUUUUUAAUCAUAUUUUCCUGCCAUUUCCUCUCUCUUUCCUACUUACCAAACUUCAUAUUCUCUUUUUCUCUUAAAAACAAAAACAGAAAAAUCCCCACAUUUAAAACCUACUAAAAACACUGAGUCUUGUCUGCAUUGAUCAUUUACUCCUGAGCAUGGUGUCUGCUGUGGAAUGGGGUUGAUAUACCAAGUGUCACUCCAUUGAAGAAAACCAAUUUCCCCUUUCCUGGAAGCUAUCCAUUGCAGGUAGCUUCUUGGCUGAGAGUGGGAUUUUGUGUUCAUUUCCCCUCUUUGUGCUGUGAUUUAUUUUUUCUGGCUUAAAAUUGUAUAGGUCUUGUACAUACUGUGGCAUUCUCUGUGAGUAUAUCUGUGUAUCUGCCUUGUUUUUGAUGGGACAUUUUAAAACCAUGUGGGGGGCAUAGUAAAGACAUUGUUGACAUGAUUGCUACAUUCUUGGGGGGAAUUUUUUAUUGUGACUAAGAGAGAGAAAAUAUCCAGAGGUAUCUGGAAGAGUCCAAAGCAGAGAGACUGAGCAUGGCCAGGGCUGGAGAAGUAAAAAAGCAUAGUGGAGAGAGCAAGAGAUAAAGAAUAGAGCACAACAAGG
Molecule: messenger RNA, 2458 nt
Organism: Meriones unguiculatus (Mongolian gerbil)
Lineage: Eukaryota; Metazoa; Chordata; Mammalia; Rodentia; Muridae
Product: olfactory receptor 9A4
Exons: 1
Coding region: 770-1714 (314 amino acids)
Biological process (GO): G protein-coupled receptor signaling pathway
Cellular component (GO): membrane
Molecular function (GO): G protein-coupled receptor activity; olfactory receptor activity
Source: RefSeq, a predicted model, not a curated record